ACGAUUUUUUAAUACUUUUUUUUAUAAUAAACUGACUUAUAAUCUUUUUCUAUUCUUAAGUGAAUUCAAUUGAAUUAAACAUUUAGAAAAUAUUAGUUCUGCUGAUACAUUACAAUCUGAAGAAAGUAACGACAUGGAGCAAAACCACCCAGACAUAGAGACUAUAGAAGACAUAAGGGAACAAAUACUAACCGAUAAAGAGAAGGAAGAGUUAUACAGACUGUUGAGAAUUGAGGAGAAAAGAAUGGCCGCAGAGCUGAAAGCUCAAAAAGAAUUGAAAAAGGAACAACAGAAACUACUUGACAUAGAAGAAAAACUAAGAUUAAAAGAAGAAAAAGUUAGAUUGAGAGAGGAACACAAAGAGGAACAGAAUAAGUUAAGAUUAGAAAAGGCAGAACAGAAACGGAGGGAUAUGCUAUCAAGAGAACAGGAGAAAUAUAAAAAAUUAAAAGAAAGAAAACGUGCUGAAGAAGAAGCGGUACAAAGAAGAAAAGAAACGGCUUUAAAAGGAAUGCAAUAUUUACUCAAUAUUAGUGAGAAGUAUUCCGAUUUUUUUAGAGAUAAACUCAUUCCUGAAACAGAGGGAGCCAGUAAAGUUCUACAAGACAAAAAUAAACUGCAACCAACCGUUUCAGAUAUGAAACAAGCUGCCGACAGAAAAUCUGAGAAAACUGCAAGUAAAGGGGCCAUUAAGAAACAAGUUUCAGAUACUAUUGAUGUGAUGAAAAUGCUAAAUUAUUUUGUUGGAGGUGAACUAAGGCAGUAUCAAAUUGACGGUGUGAAGUGGAUGAAUACCCUAUUUGAAAAUGGAAUCAAUGGAAUAUUAGCCGACGAAAUGGGCCUCGGAAAGACCGUCCAAAUUAUAGCCUUGAUCUGUCAUCUUAUGGAAAGAAAAAUACCGGGACCGUAUUUAGUAAUUGCCCCCCUUUCGACAAUACCAAACUGGGAAUCGGAAUUCGAAAGAUUUGCUCCCAGUGUGCCGGUUUUUGUAUUUCACGGAAGCGAACAUGACAGAAAAGCACAAUAUUCAUCGUUAAUGAAGAAAUAUGCUAUUGGAGAUUUUAAAACGCAAGGCGUUAUUUUGACCACUUAUCAAGUACCGUUGUUGGAAUUCUCGUUUCUGAGUAAAUUUCAGUGGCAAUAUAUUAUCAUUGACGAAGGCCAUCGGAUAAAAAACCACGAAUCCAGACUCGCAGUAAAUCUACGUAAAUUAGAUUCUGCUAAUCGACUUCUAUUGACUGGUACACCUAUCCAUAACAAUAUUACAGAAUUAUGGUCUUUACUGCAUUUCUUGAUGCCACAUAUAUUUAAUAAUGUUGACACUUUCGCGUCCCUUUUGAUGUUACAGGACAUGGACGAUGAAAACAAAUUGCUCGAACAAGAGGAAAAAACGAAUUUAAUAUCGACUCUUCAUCGAGUUUUGGAACCAUUUGUUCUAAGACGACUCAAAAAAGACGUUUUGGGCGAUAACGUACCUAAAAAGGAAGCGAACAUUUAUUGUCAACUAUCGAAACUACAACGUGACCUGUACUCCUAUGUCCUUAAUAAAAAUCUUACGUCGCUGUUCAGAAUAGUCGAAGAACCUUUAGGACCACGUAGGAAAAGAAAGUUAGUAGAAUAUCUCGAAGAUUCGGACGACGAUUUUUCUGACGAAGAACCAAAAAUAGCAAACGCGCAAGCGCUCAAGUCAAACAAGAAAAUAGAGAAGGAACAGGCCCAAUUUGCAAUACGCUUAACGAUGGGCAAUCCUAUGAUGAUGUUCAAAAAAAUCGUCGAUCAUCCUUACCUCGUGCAUUUCCCCUUAGAUCCGGACGCUCCUACGAAAAGUCUCUUAAUUAACGAAGAUUUAAUUACUAGCAGCGGUAAAAUGAUAGUCUUGGAACAAAUGUUAGAAAGACUAAAAGAAAAUGGUCAUAAGGUUUUGCUAUUUAGUACAUUGGUGAUGACUUUAGAUCUAAUUGAAGAAUUUUUUAUUAUGAGAGAUUACACGUACAGGAGACUUGACGGUAGUCACAAUUUAGAACAGAGGAAAGACAGUAUUGAUAGCUUUAAUAACGAUCCUAAUAUAUUGGCAUUUCUUAUAUCAACUCGUUCAGGAGGACUAGGACUUAAUUUGGUAGGAGCGGAUACUGUCAUUUUCUUCGAUAGAGAUUGGAAUCCCCAAGUCGAUAUUCAAGCUCAGGACCGUUGCCAUAGAAUUGGACAAACAAAACCCGUAAUGGUUUAUACUUUAGUCUCAAAAGGUACCAUUGAUGAACAAAUAAUUGAAACUGGACACAAAAAAAGGUUAUUAGAGAAAGUCGUUAUUAAAGAUGGAAAAUUUCAGAAAGUGGUGGGUAAAAAAGGCGAUGCCGCAAAGUUACAAAGCGAACUGGUAGAAUUACAAAAGUUAUUGAAGGACGAUAGCCAUCAAAGACAAGCUUUGGCAUCCAUCGAAGCAAUGGAAAAAUUACUGGAUAGAUCGGAACUGUACGCCCAAAUGAACAUGAAAUAUAAACCUGUCAAAAGGAAUAAUAAUAAUAAUAUUGACGAGAAAGAAAAUAAAAUGAACUAUUGAGGAAACUUGAAAAAUGUGAUUUUAAAAAUGUGAUUUUAAAUACACUCCGCACAAAAAUUAACGCAUCAUUUCAAUUUUCUUACAAAACGUAAAAUUUUUGCAAUUUUUUUUUAAAAGUUUGGUGUCUUAUAAAUUAACUAUUUGCAUGCAAUGAUGGCAAAAAAAUAAAACUUAAGAAGGGACCAAAUAAAUUUAUUCGAUUUUUUUACAUUAAAAAAAGUAAUUUGGGUGCAAUCGAUAAAUUAAAAAAAAAAAUAAUGCUUUGUAUUACCACCCUGUGCUCUAAGUACUGUCGGACAUCGACGUGGCAUACUUAAAAUCAGGCUUUCCAUCAAUUGUUUCGGAAAAUUGUCCCAUUCCUCGGUUAGAGCAUUUUAAAGUUGAUUUAAGGUGUUAGGAACAAUUGGUCGAUUUCGUACUUGUGAUAAAUUGUCCCAGGCAUGCUUUAUUGGAUUUAAAGACUUAGAGCUGAC
This is a messenger RNA of Psylliodes chrysocephalus, 3030 nucleotides long. The record is from the annotation of a GenBank genome assembly. NCBI's taxonomy places the organism in Eukaryota, Metazoa, Arthropoda, Insecta, Coleoptera, Chrysomelidae.